AUGCCUCGAAGGAUUGUCCUCGUCUCCGGCGCUGAACAAGGUGUUGGUUAUGCAAUUGCCCAAAGUCUUGCGGCUUCCGGAGAUGGCUAUCAUAUCUUUAUCACCAGCAGCAAUCUCGAGGCAGCGGAAAAGGCGCUGAUCAGUAUCAGUGCAAACAUGACAAAUGCAAAGAACCGAUUAUAUGCAAUUCAGCUUGAUUCGACGAAUGCAGCCUCUAUCGAUGACGCUAAAGCAUUUAUUGAUGAUCGUUAUGGGAGGCUCAACGUCUUAAUAAAUGUCGGAGUCAAAAUUCCGGCGCUGAAUACGAAGGCUGGAGAACAUGAAGAAAAUUCUGUUGAUUUCCCACCAUUGUCUAUUGUGUUUCGGCCGCUCUUGCUUCGGAGCUCAAAUCCAUACUCCUUGUAUAUUAGGUCGUAUAUGGAAGCUCUCGCACCCAAAGCCGAAAACGCGGAGGCACAUUCUUCCAGUGAUACGACAAAUCAAAUAAGCAGAGAGGAAUUAAAAAUCCUCGUUGAGAAAGAGCAUGCUGUGUACGGGGAUGAGGGACUAAAAGUAUUCGCGUUGAACCUCGGAACCUCUGCGACACAUGGCAAGAGCAACGACGAGAACGGUAAUCUUAUCUUAAGAAUUCUGAGAGGCGAAAGAGAUAAUGAGGCAGGUAGACUUGUACAUUAA
Messenger RNA from Verruconis gallopava, 675 nucleotides. RefSeq lists its product as uncharacterized. NCBI's taxonomy places the organism in Eukaryota, Fungi, Ascomycota, Dothideomycetes, Venturiales, Sympoventuriaceae. The transcript is spliced from 2 exons. The coding region runs from base 1 to 675 and encodes 224 amino acids. Gene Ontology annotation, molecular function: oxidoreductase activity. The record is from RefSeq and is a predicted model, not a curated record.